Molecule: messenger RNA, 7160 nt
Organism: Cottoperca gobio
Lineage: Eukaryota; Metazoa; Chordata; Actinopteri; Perciformes; Bovichtidae
Gene: hook3
Product: hook microtubule-tethering protein 3
Exons: 24
Coding region: 88-2244 (718 amino acids)
Biological process (GO): cytoskeleton-dependent intracellular transport; cytoplasmic microtubule organization
Cellular component (GO): centrosome; cytoplasm
Molecular function (GO): microtubule binding; dynein light intermediate chain binding
Source: RefSeq, a predicted model, not a curated record
GAAAGCGAGAGAUCUCGGGAGUACAUGAAGCCGACUGUUAACUUCAGUCUCUGUUCACCACACAAAGUCGGUUUACGUUAGAUAACGAUGACCACAUCAGGGUCCUUGGAUCGAAUGGAGCUCUGUGGAAGCCUCUUAACAUGGAUCCAGACAUUUGGAGUGGAGGCUACAUGCAAGACAGUAGAAGACUUGACGGGUGGUGUCGUCAUGGCCCAAGCUCUACAGAAAAUAGAUGUAGUGUAUUUCAAUGACGCUUGGCUUACUAGAAUCAAGCCCGAGGUUGGGGACAACUGGAGGUUGAAGAUCAGCAAUCUAAAGAAAGUUCUGAAAGGCAUCCUAGACUAUAACCAGGAGAUCCUAGGCCAGCACAUUAACGACUUCACACUACCAGAUGUCAACCUCAUUGGAGAACACUCUGACCCAGCAGAACUUGGGAGGAUGCUGCAACUUAUACUGGGCUGUGCUGUCAACUGUGAACAGAAACAAGAAUACAUCCAGACCAUAAUGAUGAUGGAGGAGUCAGUGCAGCAUGUUGUCAUGACAGCCAUCCAAGAGCUGAUGAGUAAAGAGACUCCAGUGUUGGGAGGAAAUGACUCAUACGUGGAUCUAGACAGGCAGCUGAAGAAGACAGCAGAGGAACUGAAUGAUGCUUUGUCUACCAAGGAAGAGAUCUCCCAGAGGUGUCGUGAGCUUGACAUGCAGGUGGCAGCCCUGCAAGAGGAGAAGAGCAGUUUGUUAGCAGAAAACCAGGUCCUAAUGGAGAGACUCAACCAGUCUGACUCCAUAGAGGAUAUAAACAGCCCUGCUGGACGCAGACACCUCCAGCUGCAGACACAACUGGAGCAACUUCAGGAAGAAACGUUCAGGUUGGAGGCCUCAAAAGAUGAUUACCGGAUCCGCUGUGAAGAGCUGGAAAAAGAACUCCUGGAUGUAAAAUCUCAGAAUGAAGAGCUUUCGUCAUUGGCGGAUGAAGCCCAGUCUCUCAAGGACGAGAUGGACGUCCUCAGACAUUCAUCAGACAAAGUGUCGAAGCUGGAGGGAACAGUGGAACACUACAAGAAGAAACUAGAGGACAUGGGACUUCUCAGGAGACAGAACAAACUAAUGGAGGAGAAGAACACCGUGUUAAUGCAGGGCAACGUCAGUUUGGAAGAGGAGCUACGAAAGGCGAACGCUACCAAGGGCCAGCUGGAGACGUACAAGAGACAGGUGGUUGAACUUCAGAACAGACUGUCCGAAGAGUCUAAAAAGGCCGACAAGAUGGAGUUUGAGUAUAAACGGGUCAAAGAGAAAGUGGACUCUCUACAAAAAGAAAAAGAUCGUAUGCGUACGGAGAGAGACUCCCUGAAGGAGACUAUCGAGGAGCUCCAUUGUGUCCAAGCCCAGGAGGGACAGCUCACAUCAGGCUUGUUCCCGAUGGUCAGCAACGACGGCUCUGAUUCGCUGGCUGCUGAGAUCACCACGCCAGAGAUUCGAGAACAUUUGAUUCGUCUUCAGCAUGAGAACAAGAUGUUGAAGCUGGCCCAGGAGGGAUCAGACAAUGAGAAUAUUGCACUGUUGCAGAGUUUACUGGAGGAUGCCAGCAGAAGAAAAAAUGAACUGGAGACGGAGAACAGGUUAAUCAAUCAGCGCCUGAUGGAGGAACAGAGCCAGGUAGAGGAGUUACAGAAGAAUCUUCAAGAACAGGGCUCCAAAGCAGACGAUUCUUCCAUUCUGAAGAAGAAAUAUGAGGAGCACAUGGAGAAGCUACGAGAGCUGAACAAUGAGUUACUGAAGAAGAAUUCCUUCAUCGACGAAAUUGAGCCUAAAUACAACACCAGCUCCCAACGAGUGGAGGAGCUGGAAGAAGCCUUGAAGAAGAAAGAUGAUGACAUGAAACAGAUGGAGGAGAGAUAUAAGAAAUACCUGGAAAAAGCCAAGAGCGUGAUCCGGACCCUGGACCCCAAACAGAACCAGGGUUCAGGUCCAGAGGUGCAGGCCCUGAAGAACCAGCUGCAGGAGAAGGACAGGAUGUUGCACUCAUUGGAGAAAGAGAUGGACAAGACAAAAAGUCAGAGAGAUUACGAGGAGAAACUGAUCGUGUCCGCCUGGUACAAUAUGGGCAUGUCUUUGCAGAAGAAGGCGGCUGAAGACAGACUCGCCAACACCGGCUCUGGUCAGUCCUUCCUGGCGCGGCAGAGACAAGCCACCAGCACGCGCCGCUCAGGCCACGUCCAGCCAGCUACCGCAAGAUCCAUGAGGUAGAGAUGCCGGCAAAGGCUGCCCAAAAUCUCGCACCACUUCUUUUUUUUCCCUGGCUAAGCAUAUUUUACUGACUCCUGUAAUGCCACAGCUCCUGCCCUUUUUAACACCCCAGUAUAUUUGAUCAGGUCGGACUAAUCACCCCCAAACACCCUCUCCUCCUCCCUCUCUCCCACCUUCCUCUACCUGUGCAGAGAAACAUUGCAUCUCCUUGACAACUUAUUGUCAUUUUUAGUUUUUGUUUUGAGGAACCGAUCUGCCUGUUCAUGCAGUAUUUACGCACAUCUCUUACCUGUCAAAGCAUUUGAGCUUCAUCUUGUUUCUCAUCCUGGAGAUGACAGAGUUUCUCUCCUGCGUUAUCAGUUUUUUUGUAUCUCAAUGUAGCUUUCAAGCAGGCGACAGCAAUCUUAAUUUACACGUGUCGAUGUUUUAAAUUGUGUUUUUCGAAAGGAGAUAAGUUGCUCUCCUGCCGUGUCAGUAUGUUUUGGCUUUUUUGUAACAUACAUUGAGGCAUAAGAAGAUGUAUAGUCAUCGCAUGUAAAUGUUCCAUUUGCUUGCGAACUGGUCUGAAUGAUCUCUAAUGGGAAUAUGUGAUUUGGAAAAAGCCGGUUACGGUGCUGCAAUAAUUGAAUAGUAAUUUCCCCUGAGAUAAAAAAAAAAGUAAAGGAACUGCUUCAGUUUGUGAAGUUGUUUCAGAAGUGUCAAUACACAGACAGGUAGAUGGGGGCAAAGCUCAACGUGCUACAUACAGUAACUGCGUAGACUGGUUUUCAUCAUCUUUCUUAAGGAGCCACCGUCGAGCAAACUGGGAAAGUCAUCGGUUCACAUGGUUUUAACUUUACCAGCAUUUACCGGGUUGUCUCAGACAACAACUUAUGUGCCAUAGUGUUACAUUGAAAUGUAUGUACCACACGUAUUUGGUCAAUAAUAUCCUUGGAACACUGCAGGCGUCCAUCCUCACACAACACAGACAGAACUGUGUUGAAGGAAAUAUCUAGCUGUGAGGUAGUUACUGAGCUUUAGAUGCUGUUGUAGAUGUCGUCCUUAUGCCAAUCAUUUAACAAAGAGAGUUGAUUUAAUGUAUCUCGCUGAAGAGGACUUACUUUCCACGUCAUUUCAGAAUCAAUUGAUUGCGGUCAUAGUGAAAAACCUUUGUGUGAAAAGGUGUUUUGUAAAGCACUACACAGUAUUGCACAUGUUAUUUUACAUAGGAAUCUUGUUUCAGCUGUUGCUGUCCCCUCUCUUAACCCAUUUAUUGCUCCUCUACAUUAUCAUCAUCGUCAUGAAUGAUCCCUUAUUAACGCGAUGGACCUUUUUCAGUAGCCUUGAAAUGUGUGACGUGUGUGUGCGUGUGUGUGUGUGUGGUGUGUGUUCGUGUGUUCCUACUCCUACUCUUAACAAACCCUGCCGUCUGAUUGUUAUCUCUCUUUCUUUCUCCUCCCUCAACAGCAAUGUCACUGCAUGACUGGCACACCCGUGAGCUGGCUCGAGCCUUGCUUGUGGCCUGGCCCCGGCCCGUCUUUGGCCUACGCUGGUCCCGGGCUGGGCCGGGCCGAGGCACGCGAUGCAUGAACUACCCGCCUGUCUACUGUUUGCAUGACUUUGCAUUGACUCGUGUCUGCGAAUAACCAGCACUCCAGCAGCGGCAUGAGCACUAACAACCCUCUGCAGUGUCACGCAUUGUAACCUUCAGACAAGCCCGAGGAGGCCACAAAUGUAACUCCUCUCCAGCUCCCCACGCUCUUUAUUACCCUCUCCGUUCUCCCUCUCCUGUCCUCUCCUCCACACACCCCCCCCCCCCCCCCCACUCGUGAUGGACAUGCCUGAUGGAUGCUUGUGCUUCCACACUGCAUCAAGUCUGUCACGAUUCAACUUAUGUUACAGACACUAAGGACAGCGGGCAGAAUAUCGCCGUGUAGUCAAUCAGGCAGUUGAUCCACUAAUAGGCACUUUUCUUCUGUAGCGUGCGACUUGACGUUGGCUCGCGGCUUCAGGAUACCUCCAUGACAUAUUUCCACAUAUCUGUUUUAUUUUAUUUACAUGGUUGGAAGAGAGUCUGAAUCAGCGCGAGAGAAAUAUUUGCGAUGUGUAGCCUGCAAAUGCAUUACACACAAAAAAGAAAAGCUCCCUUUUUAAACUUCUAAGCGUGAAUCUCCUGCAAUGGUUCUGCCCAGCCUCUCCUCACCAUGUUGCUAGAUGGCAUCUUAGAAGUGGUUUUACCUCAAGUGUUAGAGUAAGGAGCGCGUUCGGGGCAUUAUGUGUCGCGCUGUUGGACAGUUUGCGGUAGGUGCAUAGGAUGGCAAAAUAAGUGUUUUUAAAAUGAAUAACAUUGUUACAGAUAUGCUUUUAUACAGAAUGAAAGCCCCCAUUAAGCCUGCUUACACUUUUACUUUAGAUUUAAUUUAAUGUCAGCAUAGCAUCUACGUCAUGAUGAAGCACAUUUAAUACACAUUUAUAUAGUGGCUAUAUUAUAGCUGACUAUGUUGUCGUUGUUAUUUGUCUAAGUAGCAAAUAACCUGCGGUCUGAUGGAGCCUAAAGCAAGUGGCUCUGCUGACUUUUAAUACUUUUUACCAUUUAAUACCAAUGCUAAAUUGAAGGAAAAUAAGGAUGUGAAAGUGCACAUUAGCUCACUCAGGCUAAUGUGCACUACUUUCAUUUUGUUGGCUUGACACGGCGAACUAUUUUAAAAAAGUAGAAAGGGAAAUCAUUGCGAAAAUCUCCAAGGAUCCUGUUGAAAGCAGAUCAAGCCUUUUGCAUUUAAUACAUUUGAGGUGCAGUUCCUAGUGACCCUGCAUUCCUUCUGUUUCAUCAAUGAAACUCGACGCAACAGUUUUGUGAGGAAAAAUUUUUUUUUUUUGCAUUAGCUGUAAAAAGUCGACUGCGAACACAUGCAGCGUUAACCGAAAGAAUUCUAAAAGACACAAAUGAUAGUAUUAGCAAUAAUAUAAUAAUGGAGAAGCUUGGUGUAAGUUGUACUCUACAUUGUGUGUAGCUUCUUUUAAAUAUAUAUCUUAUUUAAAUUUUAUUUCCACAUUAAAAGUAUGUUGACAAAAAAGGGAGACUGGACCUACGGAUAUAUGCAUAUUACAGGCAUAAGUGCAUAUUUAUUUACAACAACAUAUUUCAAAUGAGAGAGAUGGUUGAAUCCUUAAAUUAUAUUAUCCUUUUAAAAUAUGUAUUCAUUAAAAAAAAAAAAGUUAUCUACAUGAUACAUUUCUUGACUUGUAUUCAAACUAAGCAGUCUUAACGAGGGCUUUUCUUCUUUGUAUUUUAACCUAUUUUUUACUCAUAAAUGUUAUAUUGUGUAAUCUUGGUUUAAUUCAUGCCGUGCAUUUUUAUCUUAAUGGCUUAUUUAUUAUUUUGCCGCUUGUACAGCAGUGUUGUUACUUUUUAUUUUAUUUUAAUCAUCAGUACAAAUAUUAUAUCACCACUUACACUGUUACAAUGGAUGUAAAGUUUCCAUACGACAUCAAGAUACUGUUAAAAAUUGUCUUAUGCAACAAAAGGAGGAGAUGGUUUGAAAUGGCGUCGUGUUCGUCUCCAUCCAAUGAAAAUGACACAAGGUUAUUUUUAUUAACCGCCAUCUCAGACUCGGUGUGAAAAGGAGAAAACGGUGCAAAGUUUCCAUUUCCCUCUUCGGGAGUUUCUAACGCUUGAAACAUGUUUUCUCGUUAACAAAAAAAGCACAUUUUUACACUUUUAAAUUCACAACAUUUUUUGGGUGAAUUUACUGUGACCCUACAAAUGAUCAUAAUUUCCAGUGUUUUAGCAAAAAAGGCUCAUUAGCUGUUAAGCGUGCAUGUGUAAUUCAUUACAAAUAAAGCUUGCUCUGAUGUUUGGUUAACCAACCUUUUAAUUACAUUUGGGCUUCAAACAAAUUUAGUUUUUCCAAAGUAAGCCGUGAAAUAUCAUUUGCUAGGUAAAGACGUGACGUUUUUGUUUUGUCCAGUUCUCGACUGUGUUUCUGUCCAAAUGUGUGUUUUGUAAACCAUUUGCCAUUAACAUCCAGCUGUAAGUUAUAUUACACAGAACUCUUUUAACCGUCCACCCCCGUGAGUCAUUGGUUUGGUAAGAAAUCUGUAUAUAAUGGAACACAUCCACAUUGUGGGAGACCUGUUUAAAUUUAUAUCAGGGAUGUUGGGGAAACAUUUUUCCAUUAUUUAAUAUCUCCCUAAGAGAAAGCAUAUUAUAUGUUGUACCCUUUUAUCCCACAUCAAGUCGGCCACUGUAUUUUGCGUAUAUGCAUCUCGUGUAUAUGCUUAAUAUUUCUGGCAAAUAAUGAGAUUAUGGGUGGUGGAACUUGCUUCAGAAGCCUGCUAGUUUUCACCACUUUUAAGACGUAUUAAUUCCAAUUCUUUCUGAAUAAAGAAGGAAAGGUGACUUCUUGAUGUACUGUUUGAGCUAUAACCCCAAAUAUUUCCUUUUUUAGUAUUAAUUAUUGAGAACAAAAAUACUGAAUGAAGAUUGCAGUAAUCUUUACAAAACCCGGUCAUAAUGUGGUGUGUUACUUACAUGCUUAAGAUAUAAUGAGUACCCAGUAUUCCCUAGUGUUACUUGACUUGUAUUAGAGAUGGAACAAACAUGAGGCUGUUAACAGCUCAGCAUUUUAUCACCACGCGUGCAGUGUUUGCUGUAUUUUUUUACUCAUUGGAAAACGUUUCUUUACAUAUUGAAGUAGCAAAUAACCUUCCAUUUGCCAAGUUUUAUAUUGCUUGUAUACAAACUACACUAUGUACAUACUAAAUGUGACGGUGUUGGAGGAGGUGUCUGGCCCUUUUGAGAAUGAGAAAAAUGCAACUCAAGUUAGGUGAGAUGGAUUUAAUAUAGCAUUUGUCCGAUGAGGACCUAUUGAUGAAAAUGUGCUUCCUACACUGCAAAACUUGGAAAUGUUAUUGUAAAUAAAGCUUGUAUAAAACAC